This is a messenger RNA of Rhopalosiphum padi (bird cherry-oat aphid), 1286 nucleotides long. Its product is annotated as cathepsin B-like cysteine proteinase 3. The record is from RefSeq and is a predicted model, not a curated record. The coding region runs from base 83 to 1090 and encodes 335 amino acids. The transcript is spliced from 6 exons. Lineage: Eukaryota; Metazoa; Arthropoda; Insecta; Hemiptera; Aphididae. Gene Ontology annotation, molecular function: cysteine-type endopeptidase activity. Gene Ontology annotation, biological process: regulation of catalytic activity. Gene Ontology annotation, cellular component: lysosome.
GAUUAUUCAUUAUAAUUAUCAUUGUACGAUCCACAGUAUAUGUGUGGAUAGAUAUUUAAUCAUUUUUAAAUUUUCAUGAAAAAUGGCUAAAUUUAUAAUUUUGAUAUCUGUGGUAUUACUUAGUGUUUACCUUACGGAACAAGCACAUUUCUUAAGUAAAGAAUAUGUAGACACAAUUAACGAAGUCGCUAUAACUUGGAAGGCCAAACAAAAUUUUCCCGAAUAUAUGACCAAAGAACAAAUCGUCCGAUUGUUAGGCUCGAAAAGUGUCAAAGGCGCUCUUAAAAGUCCAAUCAAGGAAUAUGAUAGUAAGUACACGAAUGACGUCGAAGUCCCAGAUUUUUUCGACGCAAGAAUAGAAUGGAAAUAUUGCAAAACAAUUGGGGAAGUCCGUAACCAAGGAAAUUGUGGAUCCUGUUGGGCACAUGGUACUACCGGAGCGUUCGCUGACCGACUGUGCGUAGCGACGAAUGGAGAUUUCAAUGAACUCAUAUCCGCCGAAGAGCUGACUUUUUGCUGUCAUACAUGCGGUUUCGGAUGUAACGGAGGUAACCCGAUAAGAGCAUGGCUAUAUUUCAAAAGACACGGCGUCGUCACCGGAGGCAACUACAACACCACCGAUGGAUGUCAACCGUACAAAGUACCACCUUGCAUACGAGACGAAGAAGGACAUAAUUCGUGUUCGGGACAACGGACAGAACGCAAUCACAGAUGUAGUAAGAGUUGUUACGGAAACACAACGUCCGAUUACAAAAAUGGCCAUUACAAAACGAAAGACGCAUAUUACCUCUCCAACAAUACAAUGCAGAUAGACACGAUGAUAUACGGACCAAUCGAGUCGUCAUUUGACGUUUACGACGACUUUGUGAAUUACGAAUCCGGAGUUUACCAAAAGACCGAUAACGCGUCGUACUUGGGAGGACAUGCGGUCAAAAUGAUCGGAUGGGGCGAAGAAAAUGGCACACCGUAUUGGCUGAUGGUCAACUCUUGGGGCGAACAAUGGGGCGACAAAGGGUUAUUUAAAAUACGCAGAGGCACAAACGAAUGCGGAAUUGAAGAUUCGUCCACAGCGGGCGUGCCGUUAGUAUGAGACGCACAUUCCAAUUAUUAUUGUUUUGAUACACGUCAUUAUGCACUUCAUCCACUUAUAUUAUUGUUUAUGUAUAAGAUUACGUGUUAUGAUAUUUGUCGAUUUUAUUAAUAUACAUUUUACCAUAUGCAUAUACGGCGAUGUCAGCCUGUUAUGAACCAAAUAUAAUCACAUUAAUUGAAUUUAGAGUCAUAAA